Serendipita indica DSM 11827 is the source of this 579-nucleotide messenger RNA. Lineage: Eukaryota; Fungi; Basidiomycota; Agaricomycetes; Sebacinales; Serendipitaceae. The record is from the annotation of a GenBank genome assembly.
AUGCAUGGAAUAACACCAGAAUCGAGCAACUGCCAAGCAGAAGGCUACAUCUCCCUCGAACUAUCCAACAAGGGCACAUACAUGAAUGCCUCCAUCCUCGGCGUCCAUGAAUGUGGCAUAAUCAAACAGUUUCCUCCAAGCCUCGAAGAGUUCCGUCGGAGUCUAAGAAGCCGACGCAUCUACCGGGCACAAGACACAGAUUUGAUGGAGCAAGUCGAACACCAAUGCGAUGAGAUAGGUAUCAAGUUUGAAGACUACUUCCAACCAGAAGGUUUGACGAAUCCGAUUGAUAAAAGUGGUCUUCUCGGGAAGGCCGAAGCACGGUACUACUCCGACAUACUUAGAGAGCCCGAAUACCUCAGUUUAGCAUACUACAAGACCGCCAAAGAAACCGUGUUGACUCUCUGCUCGCCAAGCUUAUGCAUUCAAACGACAGCUCUCCCGCCUCCCAGUGUGAAUACCUCUUUAACGCAUCCUGGAAUGUUUCCAUCGUGGCAAGACUGCGUGACCCGAAUAGUUGUGUCCAAACGACUCCAAGAAGCCACAUGCUUCUCAACACCGAUCGAUUACCCAUGGUAA